Nothoprocta perdicaria is the source of this 3833-nucleotide messenger RNA. RefSeq names its product adhesion G protein-coupled receptor D1 (gene ADGRD1). Gene Ontology annotation, molecular function: G protein-coupled receptor activity. The transcript has 26 exons. The record is from RefSeq and is a predicted model, not a curated record. Gene Ontology annotation, cellular component: membrane. Gene Ontology annotation, biological process: cell surface receptor signaling pathway; adenylate cyclase-activating G protein-coupled receptor signaling pathway. Bases 248 to 3028 code for a protein of 926 amino acids. NCBI's taxonomy places the organism in Eukaryota, Metazoa, Chordata, Aves, Tinamiformes, Tinamidae.
AUAGUUUGACAGGAAUUUGACUUCUUUCUGUGGAAMAGUACGAUUUUUGGAUCUGGUGCAUGUUUCUUAUGAUUUUUGCUYCAAUCAUGAUAAUUUAUUUAUGGACAAAUGAAGAGAUCAAAGUGUGAAGAAAGUGGAUGUUACUGAAAGAUUCUGGAAGAAUAUUUUGGCAUUGCUAAAGGAACAGACUUUUUGAACCUGCGUGGAAAAUGUCCCUUUUAAAACAAAAAGGAGCAAAGGGAAACUUAUGACUGAAACACUGCAGGAAUUUGAUCUCUGUUGUACUUUUAACCUUAAAAAUAUCAUGAAGAAAUUAUUAUCUAUACUCUGUUGUCAUUAUUUUUUGUUGAUUUUAUUGCAGUCCAAGUAUCAGGUGUGUGGAAACUCGUCCCAGCUUCCCAAGCACCCAGGGUUCCAAGUUCUGGCAUCAGCUUCACAUUACUGGCCAUUGGAAUACGUGGAUGGAAUUCAUGAGUUUCGUGAUUCAAAUGGAGCUCUAAGAAUCCACAACUUCACUGUGCUUCCUUCCCAUAACUCUACCUUUGUAUAUACCAAUGACUCUGCCUACUCUAACUUCUCUGCAACUGUAGAUAUUAUAGAAGGAAUGGUGAACAGAGGAAUUUACGUCACUGAAGAGAAAGGGGUUACCUUUCUCUUCUUUGGGAGCUACAAAAAUUCUUGCAUUAGUAAUCCAGAAGUUUGCGGACCAGAAGGAGUCACGUUUUCCUUUUUCUGGAAAACUCAAGACCAACAGGCCAAGUUUCCCUCUACCUCUGGRGGAAAAGUCAUUUCCAGUGGUUUCAAAAUCUGUUCAAAUGAAGGGGAAGGCUCUGUGGAAUUUUAUACCCGUGGAAAUGCAAUGAUGAAGUGGAAGGCAAGCUUUAGUCCACCAGGUCCUUAUUGGACACACAUUCUCUUCACUUGGAAAUCAAGAGAAGGACUGAAAGUCUAUGUGAAYGGGACCCUAAACACAACCGAUCCAAGUGGGAAAGUUUUCUAUGACUAUGGAGACCCCAGUGCCAAUCUACUGACUGGGACAGAGGGGGAUCACGCCAAGCGCUAUGUGAAUGGGGCAUUUGAUGAAUUCAUCAUAUGGGAAAGGGCCCUCACUGCCAAUGAAGUUGAGCAGUACUUUACAGCUGCUAUAGGUGUGCAAGUUGUGCUCUCUUCAGCAGUUCCAUGGUCUGUGAUGACAACCACUGCAAGUCCUGUGCUGUCUACAAAUGCCUAUCAUCCCAUCAUAACUAACCUGACUGAGGAAAGAAGGAAGUUCCAUUUCCCAGAUAUUAUGAUGAACUACCUAGGAAACAUAUCAUUCAACUUGCCCAACAAAUCCUUGUCAGAAAACACUGCUCUUCACCUGAGUGAGGCUUUUUUAAAUGUUGUUGGAGAUUUUCUUUCAUUGCCCGUCUGGACUGAUAAAUCAAAGACUGCUCCUGUAUUUGGAGGUUUAGUUGAGACUGUUGACUGUGUGAUGGUGCACGUGGCUCGCCACCUAGAAGAGUCCUCGUUGCCUGUAACCAUUGAGGGCACAUCACCCGUGGCAGAUUACUCCUUGGCAAAAAUGUAUCCUCCGUCUCUGAAUUUGUYCCACUAUCGCUUUCCAUCCAAAGGCCAGAGUUACAUUUCCAUACCCAGUGAAGCUUUCCAUAAAGCAGCCUGGAUAACCAUUGUUGGCCUGCUUUACCAUAACAUGCACUAUUUCUUUCACAAUAUUGACCCUAUGGAUACCAAGAUUCCUGAAGCUGCUGCCUACAAAGGCUAUAUGAUCUCAGCAACCAGUUACCUUAUAUCCCUGAAGGUGGAACCUCCACCUGUGUUGUCUCUCAAUCUCUCAGGAUCUCCUCUGAUUACCAUCCACCUCACCCAUAAAUUGACUUCUAAACAAUACAGCCAAGCAGUGAAUAAGAGCAAUGAAGUCCAUCUUUACUGUGCAUUUCUGGACUACAGCAAUGGAAUUGGUGUUUGGUCCAACGAAGGCUGCGUGCGUGAGAGUGGGGACCUCAACCACUCGGUGUGUCUCUGCAACCACCUCACAAACUUCGCCAUUCUGAUGCAAGUAGUCCCUCUAAAGCUAACGAGAGAACACCAGAUGGCCCUCUCCUCCAUCACUUACAUCGGCUGCGCUCUGUCCAUCUUCUGCCUGACGAUCACGCUCGUCACAUUUGCUAUAUUGUCGUCUGUCAGCACCAUCCGCAACCAACGCUACCACAUCCAUUGCAACCUAUCCUUUGCUGUCCUGGUGGCUCAGAUCCUGCUUCUCAUCAGUUUUCAGUUCAGCCCUGGAACAGUGCCUUGCAAAGUCUUGGCCAUUCUCCUUCACUUUUUCUUCUUGAGUGCUUUUGCAUGGAUGCUGGUGGAAGGAUUUCAUCUCUAUAGCAUGGUGAUCAAAGUAUUUGGGUCAGAGGAGAGCAAGCACUUAUACUACUAUGGAAUUGGMUGGGGCUGCCCAAUGGUGAUCUGCAUAAUUUCUGCAGCAUCAGCCAUAAACAGCUAUGGCGAAAAUAACAACUGCUGGCUUUCACUAGAGAACGGAGCAAUCUGGGCUUUUGUGGCACCGGCACUGUUUGUAAUUCUGGUCAAUAUUGGUAUUCUCAUUGCUGUGACCAGAGUUAUCUCAAGAAUCAGCGCAGACAACUAUAAGGUCCAUGGAGAUGCCAACGCAUUCAAACUAACUGCUAAAGCAGUUGCAGUACUGUUACCCAUCCUGGGAAGCUCAUGGAUCUUUGGUGUUCUAGCAGUCAAUGACCAUGCACUAGUAUUUCAGUAUAUGUUUGCUGUAUUCAAUUCAUUACAAGGAUUUUUCAUCUUCCUGUUUCACUGUCUCCUGAAUUCAGAGGUUAGAGCUGCCUUUAAGCACAAAACCAAGGUCUGGUCACUCACCAGUAGUUCAAUUCGCAAUGUGAAUGUGAAGCCCUUCAAUUCAGACAUUAUGACCGGGAACAGGCCAGGCACAAACCCCACAAAGCUGAACACCUGGGAUAAGAGCACUAACUCAGCUAAUCGCAUUGAUUUAUCAGCAGUCUGACAGUCGUACAAGCUUCUCAGUGGAGGAAAAGUUGAAAAAAAAUCAAGCCAUACUUUAAGGACUUCUGACACAGUGUCCACCAGUAUUUUCACAUAGAAAAUCGCCUUUUUUUUUUUUUAAAUCACUGCCUAAUUGGCAAUUGGCAUAUUGUUUUGUUGAAUAAGUCCUCAUCUGUUUGCCUUCAAAACUGUAACACAAUCUACCACUUGGUUAUUAGCAACAUCUGUAAAAAGUAGCACAAAUAUACACUGGAUGGUUUUGUCGGUCGUGAUGAAAACACGAGCUUUGUAAAAUGACUUCUUACUGGUUGAAUCACUCCCAGUUUCUAGAAUGAAGGAAAGACAGCAUGGAUUUUUGUGUUCUAAAAUGAAAUGAUUCUCACUGUGAUGCUGUAAKAGGGCUACUCUGGUCUUGCUGUGCACUCUGUUUACAUUUAAUAUCUUACAGAAUCCAAUUAUCCAAGUGCAACGGAUACAUAAAGCCAAGAAGCGAUUAAUUUAAAUAUCCCAACAAGCCAGAACUUAAGAAGCAGGUUCUGACUAUUCAGCUCCUAUGGAAAUAGCAAAGCUAAUAUACAUGUCUCUGCACAUGAACAGUGUAUGUAACAUAUAAGAGUCAUAUACAUGGCCUGUGGGUAUUUUAGAUACUCCUCUUUACAUUGUACCUGUACUUCUGCCAUGGAGUUAUGCCUGCAGUUGUAUCACAGUGCAAAGCAUCCGUGCUGCUUCAUCCCAAGCUUUUGGGUGCAAUCAGCAACCGUCCAUCAAGUGCAUUUCACAACAUGCUGGCUUUUGGAAAUCAAAAC